Molecule: messenger RNA, 1815 nt
Organism: Pelobates fuscus (common spadefoot toad)
Lineage: Eukaryota; Metazoa; Chordata; Amphibia; Anura; Pelobatidae
Product: blood group Rh(D) polypeptide-like
Exons: 10
Coding region: 46-1302 (418 amino acids)
Biological process (GO): ammonium transmembrane transport; ammonium homeostasis
Cellular component (GO): plasma membrane
Molecular function (GO): ammonium channel activity
Source: RefSeq, a predicted model, not a curated record
UACUGCUAUACGUUUUCACUUGCUCAUACAGGAGAACACUUUAGCAUGAUUACAUUUAAAAUGCCUCCAAGUUAUAAGUCGAGUUUGAGAGGAUCUCUACCAUUUUUGUUUCUAUUUUUCCAAACAAUUUUUCUUUUAAUCUUUUUGUUUUUAAUUUCUACACAUUAUGCAAGUGGCACCAAAUAUAUCAAGCAAUAUCCAGAAUUCCAAGAUAUUAAUGUUAUGAUCAUCUUUGGAUUUGGAUUUUUGUUUGCAUUUUUGAAAAGGUUUGGAUUUAGCGGAAUUGGAUUCAACUUUCUAAUUGUAGCAUUUGGACUACAGUGGGCUGUUAUACUUGACACGUUUCUAUUUCAACAAGUUCGAAUUAUCAGUUUAACCAGUUUGUGCACAGGACUAAUGAGCGUUCUGCCAGUAUUAAUCUCAUUUGGGGCUGUCUUGGGAAAAAUGAAUCCAGUACAGUUGCUAAUGAUGGCUGCAGUAGAAAUACCGCUGUUUACUGCUAACAGAUACAUCAUGACAAAGUACCUCGCGAUUGCUGAACACCUUGGCAUGAUGCAUGCUCAUAUCUUUGGAGCCUAUUUUGGAUUAUCAGUCUCAUGGUUAAUCUCUUCACCUUCGCAAAGUAAUAUAUUCAACAAAGAAAAAGAACAAUCUUGUAAAACUUCAGAGUUGUUUUCCAUGUUAGGUGCUGUAUUUAUGUGGAUGUUUUGGCCCUCCUAUAACUCUGUGUUACUUCAAGAUAGAGUACAAAAACGUAACGCAAUCUACAACACUUACUUUGCCCUCGCUGUUAGUGCAGUUACUGUAUUUUCAGUGUCCCUUCUCAUGAAUCAAAAAGGAAAACUUAAAAUGAGCCAUGUCCGUAACGGCAUGUUGGCUGGAGGGGUUGCUAUAGGAUAUUCAGCUUUCAUGCUUCAGUAUCCUUGGAUUGCAAUGACCAUAGGAUUCUUUGCAGGGUUGACUUCAGCAAUUAGUCUCACAUACUUCCAGGGAACAUUGAAUACUGUUUCGUUAGUACAUGACACAUGUGGAGUUCAUUACAUUUUUGGGUUACCUGGUUUGCUUGGAGGGAUUGCCUACUCACUUCUAGUCAUAACUGCAGAUUACAACAGCAUUGAAAUACUGGGUUAUCAAGCAAUUGUUGGCAUUGGCUGUAUCCUUCUAACACUGGCUGUAAGUCUAGUCAGUGGACUCCUAACAGGUUUUCUUUUGAAAUGUAAAUUAUUCAGGCCACCCAGGGAACGAAAUUUCUUCCAUGAUCAACCGUUUUGGGAGUUUCCACAUUUGGCAUCUGGUUUCUAAAUAAGUGUGCGAGGCGAAGAUCACAUCCAGGAAAGUGUACAAGCGGAUUACUUGGCUCAUUGUGUAACACAUAAGCUUAGAUUUAAUAAAAAUAAAAAAUUAUUAUAUUUACAUUUUUCAACAUAGUGGUGAAGUAUAUUGGGCUGCUUAAUGUUACGCUUAAUUUCUUAUUCUUUGAAUAAUAUGCAUAUAAAGUAAAUAUAAACUUGCUGAGAAAUCCUUGUGUUUUGUAGUAUAUUAAUCAGGUGAUGUUAAAAAAUGUCUAUCUUAUGGAUAUAAAUACCGUGAUUUCACCCUCCCGUAAUUGAAUAUUACAUUAUAUAAAGCAUCAUUAUAGCAAUAUUGUAAUGGUACUGUAUUCAUAAGAGCACAUCUUCAAUAGAGUACCAGUUGCACUUGCAACAUCAUUAGCAGUUGAAGCACAGGAUACAGUAUCUACAAUCCCUUCAUUUUAAAUUCUGACCAUAGCUAAGAAGUAUAGUUAUGUGCAUUUAACCCUGUAUAGGGCUUCUA